GAAACAGGAAGCUUAUCGUUUUUGGUAGCAUUCGCUUUACUCCCAUCCAUAUGAUUACUUGUUAGCUAUUAAGAAAUCUGACGCGUGCACUAAAUAUAUCCUCGUUACAUAUCGAGGGUGAAUUGUACUAUUCAGUUACUAAAAUAAGUACCUGAGACUUUAGUUGAAAUGGAAGGACAACGCUGGUUACCCCUGGAGGCUAAUCCAGACGUAAUGAACCAAUUUUUACGACAGUUGGGCUUAGUUCCUAGCUGGCAGUUUGGAGAUGUAUAUGGUUUGGACCCAGAGCUUCUUACGUUGGUGCCAAGGCCUGUGUGUGCUGUCCUGCUCCUCUUCCCUGUCACCGAAAAGUAUGAGUCAUUUAGACUGGAGGAGGAAGCAAAGAUUAAGGCACAGGGACAGGAAGUGCCAUCAGAGGUGUACUUCAUGAAACAAACUAUAGGAAAUGCAUGUGGCACAAUAGGGCUGAUUCAUGCAGUAGCAAAUAAUCAAACACAUCUUGAGUUUGAGGCUGACUCACCACUGAAGGUGUUUAUUAUGCAGUCCUCUAAGAUGAGCCCGGAGGAGAAAGCAGCCUUCUUAGAAAAAGAUGAGAGUAUCCGUGUAACACAUGAGUCAAGUGCUCAGGACGGACAGACAGAGGCUCCAAGUGUCGAUGAAAAGGUGGAUUUACAUUUUAUUGCCUUUGUGAAUGUUGGAGGACAUCUAUAUGAGUUGGAUGGCCGGAAACCUUUUCCAAUAGUCCAUGGGAAAACCACCGAGGACAGCUUCCUUGAAGAUGCUGCAGAGGUCUGUAAGAAAUUCAUGGCACGUGAUCCCCAAGAGCUCCGUUUCACUGUUGUGGCUCUCUCCAAAGCAUAAAACACUCACCUCCUUUCUGUUUACUCAAGAAAAAAACUGCCAGCUAUUCGCAAGUGCUUAAUGUUAGAAUGUUUGCAUUCUUACAUGGCAGAUUACAUCUUUAAUAAAAUGGCCAUUUGCUAAUAUUUUGCUGCAAAUUUCUUUGACCUGAUGUCUCAUUAAGAAUGAAACACAAAUAGAAAUUGAAUGUGUCCAUGCACGCAUUUAUAGACUAUUUUUUUUUUUUUUUUUUUUUAAAAGUUUAAUUACUACCUGAAUUGUAACUAUGCCUUUUCUGCUCUGUGCAACAUAUUGACACCUUAAUUUAAAUUAAACCCGAAUGAAUUAGUGAUUUCUAUAUACACCUCAAAAGAACAAAUUAUAUGUGUAAAAUGUGCUCCAGAUAGAUUCUCUUUUUUUCUGAUGCCCAAAAUUACAUUAAAGGUUAAGCUCCUUUGUAAA
Messenger RNA from Ictalurus punctatus (channel catfish), 1302 nucleotides. RefSeq names its product ubiquitin carboxyl-terminal esterase L3 (ubiquitin thiolesterase) (gene uchl3). Gene Ontology annotation, cellular component: cytoplasm. The record is from RefSeq and is a predicted model, not a curated record. Gene Ontology annotation, biological process: ubiquitin-dependent protein catabolic process; protein deubiquitination. Gene Ontology annotation, molecular function: cysteine-type deubiquitinase activity. The coding region runs from base 169 to 861 and encodes 230 amino acids. The transcript has 9 exons. NCBI's taxonomy places the organism in Eukaryota, Metazoa, Chordata, Actinopteri, Siluriformes, Ictaluridae.